Molecule: messenger RNA, 3419 nt
Organism: Schistocerca cancellata (South American locust)
Lineage: Eukaryota; Metazoa; Arthropoda; Insecta; Orthoptera; Acrididae
Product: wiskott-Aldrich syndrome protein family member 2-like
Exons: 6
Coding region: 193-1284 (363 amino acids)
Cellular component (GO): chitin-based extracellular matrix
Molecular function (GO): structural constituent of chitin-based larval cuticle
Source: RefSeq, a predicted model, not a curated record
CCCGCACACAGACACACACGGACGGCUGCACCCCUCCCACUGGCCGCGGUGGCAUUUUGCUUUUUCCCAGCCGCGGCGGCGGCGCCCCGUAUAAAACUGGCUGGAGGCCGCGCCAGCCGGCCCAGUAGUUGCUCUGUCAAGUUACCGACCGGCUCCGCCAAGCAGAGCCACCGGACACCCACCGCUACAGACAUGAGGACCCUGGCUCUGGUGCUGUUGCUGGCGACGGCGUCGCUGGCGCAGUACAACGGCAACUACCUGGACAGCGACUACCAGGACUACCAGGAGCCGGCGCCCAGCCGGCCCGCGCCACCCCCGCCGCCCCCGCAGCGCUCGUACAGCCGGCCGCCUCAGCAGUCCUCGCCGGUGCGCUCCUCCUUCUCCAGCUCGGCCGCCAACGCCGCGCGCCCCACGCCAGUGCCCAUCCUCAAGCAGAUCAACAGGCACAACGAGGAUGGUUCAUACACGUACGGUUACGAGGGAGCCGACGGCUCCUUUAAGAUUGAGACCAAACUAACGACAGGCGAGGUAAUGGGCAAGUACGGCUACGUCGACGACAACGGCAAGGUGCGAGUUGUGGAAUACGGCGCCAACAGGUUCGGCUUCCAGCCAUCUGGAGAGGGCAUCACUGUGGCGCCGCCCACGCUGGUGGACGAGACAACGCGCAAGCAGCAGCCCGGAGGCGGGGGCGGUCUCGGCGGCCGCCUGUCGGCGCUGAGCAGCGACCAGCCCGAGUACGACGACGGCCAGUACUACGAGCCACAGCCGCCCCCGAGGCCCGCCCCCAGGCCGGCGCCUCCCCGCCCCCAGCCCGCGCCGGUGCGAGCCGCACCGCCCCCACCGCCGCCGCCGCCUCCUAGGCCUGCUCCCAUAAGGCAGCCGCAGUCCUUCGAGCAGUUCUACGAGUCGCCCGCGCCGGCUCCUGCGCAGCGCUUCUCCGCCGGCCCGCCGUCGCCCAGCCGCAGCCACAGCCACGGACCCAGCCUGGGACCGGCGCCGCCCCGCGCCCAAGUGCCCGGCGCUGUCCCCGUCGGCGGCGUCGUCUACUCCGAGCAGCCGAGGCCGCCGCGCCCACAGCCGCAGCCGCAGCCGCAACCCAUCCAGCACCGCAGCCCCGCCCCGGUGUACCACAGCCCGCCCCCGCCGCCGCCCCCGAGGCCCUCCCCCCAGGUGAGGCAAGCUGGAACCGGAGGCGGCAUCCUGGACCAGCUGGCCAAGGACUACGCUCUGCCGCAGAGCAACAGCGCGCCGCUCACAGACAUCAGCUUCUCCUCCUUCUACUAGUGCAGUGCGCCGCCCCCUUAUGGGCGUGUGCCACCUUUGUACAGUACUCAAACCUCUCCUCCUUUCUUUUGUACAGACAUUUCAACAUCUCCGCUUUCUACGAUUUACUCUAUAGACACUUUUCCGUAGUACAAUUUGAAAGGCGAGCUUAAGGAAAGACUUCACAGUCCUCAUAUACACUUUUCGCCCUGUAUUUCAACAGAGGGCUGUGCGAACAAUAAGACGCACAAUAAAUUCCUAAUCUAUCUAUUCACCUUCUCUUACACAUUUAAUGUAAUUAUAUCUGAAUGUUCCUAUAGCCUUCCGUUUCCUACAAACACCCGAGUUUCCUAAGGAGCAGCAAAGAACGAAUGGCAGUGUGUCUGUGAUUUCUGUGAACUUUCUCUGUUGACAUUAUAUAAUGCUAAAGUCGUUCUUGAAUUUCUUUUCGUUCUCUCCACAUGAAUUAACCACUAAUAUGUUGCAGUUUACUGAAAAUAGUUUCUGAAGCUAAUCCCAAGAUACGUAAACGUUAUUUUGUAACAAGCAGCAACGUUAAUCACCUGCUUGCUCUUUGCCUUAUGUCUCCUGAAAUGCAAUAAUCAGUUCUCCUGGUUCUUCGACUCCAAAAACCUUUUCUAGAUUUGUUUUCACGGAUAUUCACAAGCUACUUAAUAGUUUAAACGUAUAAAACGGGUUCUUCAUAUUGGGCCAUGGAAAGUUUUCUUAUGCUUGUUCUUUAUUAUUCUUGGUGAUAGGGCGUACCAUACAUUUAUGAUAUUCGUGUCUCUGUCUUUCUGAUAUGGGUUUAGUAUAUACUGCAUUUCGGUAGAUGAAACUUAUGUGUACUUUAACUUACAAAACUUAAAAUAUUUCUGUCCUUUUCUUGAUGGGCGUUAUACUCUUCGUUUUGUUACAGCUAUAGACAAUAGAGCUACUGUACCCAUUUAACACACUACUAAAAAUUAAUUUCCGUCGUUGACACAAAUUAAGAUAGGACUAAUUUCUUUUCAUACGGCAAAGUUAACUAUUCUUAGGUACUUAUGUGCUACGUUCAUUGGCAUGGAAUAACCUCUUCCACGGUUCAAAGCCUAUAAAACAACUUUUUCUGCAAAUUCCUUUCAAGGACUUUCUUACUGUAACUUUACUACUAUACUCCCACAUCCGUUCGAUAUCCAGUGAACGAUCUACUUCAGUAGUUUAAACAUGUAAAGUGUGUCCUGUUAUUGCAGUCUGGAAAGUUUUCCUACGCUUAUUCUGUACACCAAAUAGUAGUAGCAAAAAAAACCUUGCAUUUUCGAUAUUUCUAUCUCCAUAUGUCUCGGCUGUGUUCAUUAUUUAAUGAAUAACAUAACUGAAAGGUAUACUUGCCAUAACUUACAAUGUAUCUGUCUUUUUCAUUAUGGAGUUGGUGCAGAAAUUUUAAUACAUUUAGCCAUAGAACACAAAAUCAGCCUACCUUACAACACCCCAGAUAACUAUGUGAUAGGCGCUGAUAGUUACUGAGCCUUUUCAAACUAACGGCAAAACCUGAGUGUCUCCUAUGCACUAACACUAUUUUCUUUUAAUCACUCACAUUUCCGGACUUCUUAUGCUCUACUUGUUUCCUCGUUUACUUAUUACACGCAUGCUCAGCUUCGGAAUUAACUCAAACGCCGUAUACUACAUGGGUAAUUUUGUUAAUGUAGAUGACAUUGUACCACAGUGCUAAACAAUUUUGGUAUACAGGUACUAAAACCAAACUUACAGCUUUAGACUACUGUAUAUUUACCUAAUUAUUAUUUUGUAGAACUUUAACCUUCCUCCGAAUCACAGGAACACUGCCAGUUAUUCGUUUCCUGAUAUGCUUCAAAUAAGUUCAACACAAAAUUUGUUUUAAAUAUCGACUGUUAUCCUUAGGGUGUGACUGAUGUUAUUUAUCACUUUUAGUCGAAGCAUUCCAAUUGUAAGAAAGUUUUCAAUACUUCUGUAUUGUGUGUGAAAAUUAGAUUGUUACGUUCCGAUUUUAAUGUUUUGAAAAAUAGUAGCCAUAUUUUUAUAAAUUUGAAUGCAAUAUAUUUCCUCUAUUUAUUUGACGAAAAUGUUAAUUGACAAAUGGAAAACAAAUUUUGUUUCGAAAUAUAUUUCCAUAUUAAAUAAAACUGUGUUUUUUGUUA